UCAAACGAAAAAACCAUCCUGCUGCUUUCAGAAAUCCAGAGAGACCAAUGGGUAAUAGCUUCAUCUAACACUCUAGACCUAAUCCACGCACUCUAAAUAUGUGGGUCCUAAAAUUUGGAAAUGUACCAUUCAAGACUUUUUGCUGCCCAGCAAGAGAAUUAACUUAACAUUUAUUAUCUCAGGCCUGAAAUCCUCACCCUCCUUAUUGUCACUAAGAAGAAAACCAUGUUCACGAUAUCCCAUUGAGUAAUGUGAUAUAUAGCUUGAAUAAACUAGCUGGUUGACUAAACAAAGUCUCUCUUUCUAGAUAGUGCUACCUUACAAAAGAAACAUAUAUUUAGAUGGUGCAAAAAUCUCAAAUUUAAUACUUAAAGAAUGCCAUACAUGGCGGAAAAAAAAAUCUUUAUGGUCAUAACUUGAACUCAUCCAAAGUGGGGUCUCAAUAAUCUUCACGCCAAUCUUUUUUUUUUUUUCCUCAAUCUCCAUCCAUAGGCAUUUGGUCUUGAGUGGAUUCCUUCGACAUCCACAGCUUGUUUUCUGAAUUUUAUACUCUCACCUAUUUUUCUCAAAAUUCUAAGUUGACCAAAGAAAAGAAUGAAUAUUUCUCAAAAAAGAAGAAGGAAUUAAUGAAUACAAGCAAUUGGACAUGAAAAGGAAAUAUGCACAUUAAAUGUAUCUUCAAAAAAUCUCGACCAGGCUCUCUCUCUCUUUUGAACAAUUCACGUGGAUUCAACACACCCAAUAUUAGUCAAUUAACACUAGAUGACAGGAAGAAAGAGCUCAAUCAUUUUCCAACCAGCUAUUGCAGUUUAUGGAUUAGCUUCCCAACCAAUCCCAACCAGUGGUGAUGCUAACGCCCGAAAACAACGGGAAAUGGUACUAGCUUUUUGCAGGAUUGACAUGUGAGGCCAUAUGAUUAAAGCUGCGAAACCUUCUAAGCCAGGGGUUCAGCCUUCCCCACGCCAAGCCAAUUCCUGGACCAGGGGAGCCCAGUUACCACCAACACCCGUGAAAGCUAAUAAUCCCAUGAAGUCAAACAGCAAAACUUAGUCAAGACCCUCAGAAUAACCCUCCUCAGUUAGCCCCUUUCCAAUCACAGGAAGCUGAUGCAGCGAGGGAGAUUAGUCACAGAGUACAAGACUAAAGUUCCAUGAAACCAACGACAGUUAAAAAUGUCAUCCCGCUUCUCUCGUGUGGACUGUGGAAAAAGAGCCCCAAAUUAUGCUGCAUUUGGUCGGCUUUUGCUGCUAAUCGUUACAUCCUUAGCAUGACCCAGAAGGCCAACAUCCCAUCUUUCGAAAACACCCAUUCAUGCAUCCAUGGCGCCCACCACUACCAGAAUUGGCGCUGCAAAUCAUCCACAGUAUCUGAACUCUCAUAUAAUGGAUGAAGCCACCUUCCAGUACUAGCUCAAGUGAGGGUCCUCACGGGUGGCACUGCUGCAAUCAUCUGCCGACACAACCUGGCUUCACAUAAAUAAGUUGGUGGCCACGGACUUGAAGUCUGAAUUGCUCCAAGUAAGAUGAAUUGUCUUCCAGAUCACUCUUAUGAUCCAUUUUCAGCCCCCACCUAGGCUAACAUCGAGUCACAGGAAUAGAUAAGGACCCAAGGGCGAGGGCCCUGUGAUGCUCUUAAAAAGCAAAUUAAGUGGUAAUCUACAUGAAAAGCUCUUCUUACCUGUCAGUUCGGCAAGCUUAUACUCAUUCUUUGGGAAAAAUCAACGCACAUCCAUCAGAGAAGUAUCAAAUACCUCUCUUGGAAGGCAGAGAAUGAUACGGCAUAAUGAUCUCAGCCGUCUGAUCAAAGAUCAGACAGCCAGCCAAUAGCCACUAGAAAUAGGUCGCCACAUUCAUUCAACCAGUAGUUACAUCACUGCUAAAGCACAGCUUCGUGCUCGAAUUCACAUAUCCGCUGCUAGCAUUUUAAGUACAUGACUAAAAGAUCCAAUUCUGCCGUUUAUUUCAGGAUGCUCUUGCUCCUCAACACUAAGAACUCCUACCGGUGCAUGCCGAUUGCAUGUAAUUGAGAUAGCUAAACCUGAUAAGGGGGUCUCCUGGUUUACUUUUGCCCUUUUGAAGACAACACUUCAGUCAAUUCAGAUUACAUGCCCUUCUUGCUUCAGAGGCAUAUUGAUAAAAUCCCUCCCACCAGCCACACGCACUAAUGGAACUCCCACCACCACCUUCCUAGUAAUGCCGGUCCAAAAUCACCAGCAGUUGUUUCUGAAAAAAUUGAAUGUCUGCCACUUCCAGUACCUCCACAUAUCGAACACAUGCAGCCUGAAUUCUUUCUUGUUCCUUAUGACACAGCCAAAAGCAAAGGCCUGCCUUUAAUUUAUUUUCUUGCUGUAGACUUUUCUUUUGUUCAACUCAUUAUCUGCACUUUGCUGCCUCCAGUUGAUCACAUUCAGCUCAUAAGACAGAAAUACUAAUCGCCGCCACAUUCAGCAUAUAUUAGACAACUCCACCACCUUCAGUAUAUAUUAGACAACUCCACAACCCCUUACCCAUACAUAUCAGUCUUCAGAAGCAUCACACUAUAACCAUGUCCCUCUCUUAUGUAAAGUCCUGCUUACAGCGCUUCUGUCAUGAUGGAUUCCAAAUGGAAAAUGGUGUCUACAGCUUCUCCAGUGAUCUGCUGCCAUCUCUUGGAGCGACAAUAAACCAGUCUACCAAGCUGAGGAGAUAUACUGUUUCUCCUUAUGAUCCUCAUUACAGGUAUAUAAAAGUUAGUCACCCUAUGACUCCUAAAUCUCUCACACAUGAAGGAUGGAAGAACCAGCCAGCUUAUUUCAUUUUCUCCCUUCAUCUUUUCUUCAGAGUCUGGGAAAUAUUCCUGAUUCUCCUGGUUGUCUACUCGGCCUGGAUCUGCCCGUUUGAAUUUGCAUUUCUGAGACACUUGCCAGGCACACUCUGUCUUGUGGAUAACAUAGUAAACAUUUUUUUCGCAAUCGAUAUUGUCCUCACCUUCUUUGUUGCUUUCCUCGAUCGCAAAACUUAUCUUCUCGUUGAUGACCACAAGAGAAUUGCAGUCAGAAGCUACACUAGCUUCACACAAUCUGAACUCCACAGGUAUCUAUCAUCAUGGUUCAUCUUUGAUGUAUGCUCGACAGUUCCAUUUCAAUCAAUCAGCCUCCUCUUUAAUAAACAUGGCAGUGACCUAGCUUUUAAGCUACUCAAUAUGCUCCGACUCUGGCGCCUCCGUCGGGUCAGUUCACUGUUUGCAAGACUCGAGAAGGAUAUCCGGUUCAACUACUUCUGGACACGGUGCACAAAACUUGUCUCCGUCACACUUUAUGCGGUUCACUGUGCUGGAUGUUUUAACUACAUGAUUGCUGAUAGAUAUCCUGAUCCAAAGAGAACCUGGAUAGGUGCAGCGAUGCCAGACUUCAGGGAAGAAAGCCUGUGGAUUAGAUAUGUAACAGCAAUAUACUGGUCUAUUACAACACUAACAACAACUGGUUAUGGUGACUUACAUGCUGAGAACACGAGAGAGAUGUUAUUUGAUAUUUUCUACAUGCUGUUCAAUUUGGGACUGACAGCUUACCUCAUUGGAAACAUGACGAACCUUGUUGUUCACUGGACCAGCCGCACCAGAAACUUUAGGGAUACAAUCCAGGCUGCUUCUGAAUUUGCAGCAAGAAAUCAGUUGCCCCAGCACAUAGAGGAACAAAUGUUAUCUCACAUAUGCUUAAGGUUCAAGACAGAGGGGUUGAAACAACAGGAGACUCUGGAUAGUCUCCCAAAAGCUAUUCGUUCAAGCAUAGCCCACUACCUAUUCUUUCCCAUUGUUCAAAAGGUCUAUCUUUUCCAUGGAGUUUCCUUCGACUUCAUAUCUCUACUGGUUACAGAUAUGCAAGCUGAGUAUUUUCCACCCAAGGAAGACGUAAUACUGCAGAAUGAAGCUCCAUCAGAUCUCUAUAUACUGGUAUCAGGAGCAGUGGAUAUGAAAUCAUAUAUAGAUGGAACCGAACAAGUUCAUGGAAGGGCAACUGCAGGGGAAAUAUUUGGUGAGAUAGGAGUUCUAUGUGAGAGGCCACAACCAUUCACCUUUCAAACCACUGAACUUUCACAAAUUCUAAGGCUUAACAAGGCCGCAUUCAUGAAUAUUAUUCGAGAAAAAAAGGAAGAUGGAACUGUUAUCAUGAACAAUUUUUUCCAGAAGCUAAGACUACACAAAAGCUUAUGCACUGGAGUGCAGCGUGGGGAUCCAGGACUAGCCUUCAACAAAUGGCAGGACAGCGGGCCUGUGAGAGGAAGUGAGCAUCCCUCUACAUGGUACCAAGAUGAUUAUCAAGGUAGCAAACUAGCAAUGCUUGAACUGAUGGAUAUAGGGUCUAUAAUGUGCAAGGCAGCAGAAAACAAUGAUCCAGGCACAAUUCAUGAACUACUAAGGCUUGGGGCUAAUCCACAUUCAACAGAUGCAAAUGGACAAACAGCCCUCCAUGCAGCUGUUCAGAAGGGCCAUAGUGAAAUUAUUAAAAUCUUGCUUGAACAGGGAGCUAUUAUGGAAAAUCCUGAUGCCAAUAGGUGGACACCAAAGGCUCUGGGUGAGAAACAUGGAGAGAACGGUUCCAUUGACCUGUUAUCAAGUAAUGAAAAAAGCAGAACAAGACUUGCAAAAGACCACGAGAUCGAAUUUGUUGAAACGAGAGCAGCUACAAAUGGAAGUAUCGGUAACAACCAUGAUACCAGAGGAUGGUGUCCCUGCUUUCGAUACUCGCAGGUUGCUGACAUGAAGACAAUUUCUUGGGAAAAGAGUGGCAACCAUUUAGUUGACAGAAAUACCAUGAAAGCAACCAACAAAAGAGUCACCAUUUACAUGCAUUCUCAAAACACAAAAACAGCAAGAGAACCAAUUGGAAAGCUAAUAAAUUUACCUGACUCUCUGGAGGAGCUCCUCAGAAUUGGGGGUGAGAAGUUUGUCGGCUACCAUCCUACAAAAGUAGUCAACCAUGAGAAUGCAGAAAUAGAUGACAUUAGCACAGUUCGGGAUGGGGACCAUUUAUUUCUCCUUGAGAUCUGAGAAUAACUGAAGACUGCAAACAGUGAUGCGACCUAACUAUUGUUCAAAGGCUAUGGCAUAGCUGUAUCCAUAAGAAUGUAAGGUUUGAGCAAUGUAUGAUGAGUAAAGGAAAACUAUGCCAUAGUUUUUAAUGUUAUCAUAAAUAGUAACUAAAUUGUAAACUUGGGUAGUUCGAUAACCCUCUACCUGAUUCACAUUAAUCAAUUGCACCCGUUAGAAGAUAAACUUACGAAA
Molecule: messenger RNA, 5259 nt
Organism: Phoenix dactylifera (date palm)
Lineage: Eukaryota; Viridiplantae; Streptophyta; Magnoliopsida; Arecales; Arecaceae
Product: potassium channel KAT3-like
Biological process (GO): potassium ion transport; transmembrane transport
Cellular component (GO): membrane
Molecular function (GO): voltage-gated potassium channel activity; protein binding
Source: RefSeq, a predicted model, not a curated record